UGACCCGGUCGUUAUUUAUUUUGAAGCGCGCACGUAUGUGUUGACCCGGAAAUCGUUGUGAUCCACGUGAGCUUGGUGAAUCGUAGCGUAAACGAACGCUCCGACAAAAGCAUUUGAAAUAAUCUUUUCCCCGAACCUGAAGCCAUGAGUUUGUUAACAAAGCCCAAGUCAGAGAUGACCCCUGAAGAGCUCCAGAAACGUGAGGAGGAGGAGUUCAACACUGGGCCCCUGUCUGUGCUCACUCAGUCAGUGAAGAACAACACACAGGUCCUCAUAAACUGCCGCAACAACAAGAAGCUGCUCGGGAGAGUCAAGGCUUUUGACAGGCAUUGUAACAUGGUGUUGGAGAAUGUCAAGGAGAUGUGGACCGAAGUUCCCAAGAGUGGGAAGGGAAAGAAGAAGUCUAAGCCAGUGAAUAAGGAUCGAUACAUUUCUAAGAUGUUCCUCAGAGGAGAUUCAGUCAUCGUUGUGCUCAGAAAUCCUUUGAUCACAGGAAAAUGAACUGCUUGCUUUGUUUUUCUGGGGCAGUGAACUAUGAUUAUUGGAAACCUGGUUGUUUUACUUCUUGUUGGAUUACUGUACUAGUGGAACAGGUCUAUAGAUGUCUGGAUGCUUGCUUUGUCCCAAGAAAUCUUUUUCAGUUUAGUAAUAAAAAGGAUGAAUAGAUUCAA
Thalassophryne amazonica is the source of this 671-nucleotide messenger RNA. It is a transcript of the gene snrpd2, whose product is annotated as small nuclear ribonucleoprotein D2 polypeptide. The transcript has 3 exons. The record is from RefSeq and is a predicted model, not a curated record. Gene Ontology annotation, cellular component: U1 snRNP; catalytic step 2 spliceosome; U5 snRNP. Gene Ontology annotation, biological process: spliceosomal snRNP assembly; RNA splicing. NCBI's taxonomy places the organism in Eukaryota, Metazoa, Chordata, Actinopteri, Batrachoidiformes, Batrachoididae. Gene Ontology annotation, molecular function: RNA binding. The coding region runs from base 145 to 501 and encodes 118 amino acids.